CGGUACGGACUUCCGGUGUGGAUGUUGUGGCGGCGCCAUCUUGCCUGCAGUAGGGUGCCUCUCAAAAAACCUGAACAAAGAGACAUGGGCAUGACAGAAAACUGCAAAAAAGUGAAAACAAGUGACAACAUUUAAUCACUUAUGUUAUUUAGUGAGAAUUGUACUUCUGUAUUUAAUAUCUUGAUUUUAAAUGUUAAACUGAAUUGGAACAUAGUGACUUUAACGUGAAAUAAGAAGGCCGUAUGUGGGAACAGAAAGUUCCCCGGAUGUAACAGUUAAAGACGUCAUGUGUAAACAGGAAGUUGGAAACGAGAAGCGGCUGAUUCAACUCAACAGAGAAGAGGAUAAACGCAUCAACAAACUCAAGAGGAACUCACAAUUACUUCUUCGCCUUAAAGAAAGCACUAAGCGUCACAGAUUUGCGUCUGCUGCUUUUGUAGUUUUACUUCAUAUUGUUUAGAAAUGACUUUGCCUCCGUAACACAAGUUAACGUGUGCUAUCAAGCUAGGUGGCUAACCCACCCCAAGUUUUGUGUAGUAUUAGAUUAGAUCAGAUUAGAUUAGAUUAGUUUAGUAUGACUGCUGUGAUAGUUUCUUAUCCUGAGAACUCAAUGCUGAAAGGUAAAGCUGUCUACAGUCUAACAGUAGUAAACUUCUCUGCUGGAUGUCGUCGUUAUGGGAGACAAGGAGCUGAGUCUUAUUGACAAGAAUGUAACAAGUUUGCUUGAUGUCCCUUUAAGUCAGACCGUAACAUCGCUCAAUCUGCACUGCAAUCACAUCCAAAGAAUCGAGGGCCUGACCUCCUCUUGGCACCUGCGGCAUUUAGACCUCUCCUCCAAUUGCAUUUCUAAGAUUGAGGGUCUAAGUUCCCUUGCUUCCCUGAGGACUUUAAAUUUAUCCUGUAACUCAAUCACCAAGGUUGAAGGACUGAAUAACCUUGUGAACCUGACAAGAUUAAACGUGUCUUACAAUCAGAUAAACCACCUCACUGGCUUGUUGUAUCUUCAUGGCACGGACUAUAAAUUGAAGCACCUCAGUCUACAUGGCAACCACCUGGACAGUAUCGAUCAUCUCCUGCAGUGCCUGCUGGGAUUACAAGGAUUAAGAGAGGUCACUUUGAGCGAGGAUGGUUCAGACAACCCUGUGUGUAGGUCAACAGGUUACAGGGAGAUUGUUAUGCAAUCGCUGCCACAGAUCUCUACUCUGGAUUGUCUGGACCGGCUGGGAAAUCUGUCCUAUCAAGGUUUAGGGAGUCCUUGUGAUAUCCCAGGACUGGAGGACUAUGUGGACCUCCUGCUGUCCUCAGAUACCAGUCACAAUGAAGCAGUUAGAGGGGAUGUUCCUCUCACCACACCCCGCAUCGACGAGGUGCUGACCCACUUUCGACAGAGGAUUGCCUCCGAAGCAAUCACAGAUCCACUCACACAGACAGAUCGUCAGUGCUUCCAGCGGGUUUGUUCCGCCGUGGCUGAUCCAGCAGACCCCGUUAAUGAACAACGCAUCAGGAAACUGGAGCACCAGGUGUCCCAGCUCAUCCAGCAGGUGCCUGCAGAUGACAAAUCCACUGUCUCUGCUCAUCCUGUUGUGACGGUACGUAAAGCCAAGAGGGACACAGACCGUACGUCAGAGAGCGAGUGUGACAGUGGAAAAGAAAACAAGAGGCGCACCAGGAUCCCUAGACAUCGUAACAGCACAACAUCGAGGACAAACCCAAAGGAGAUGAAGGGCCGCAGAUCAGACAGCGAUCAGGAGAAUCAUAAACAGAGGAGUUUAAAGUCCACUGUGGGGACCUCAAGGAAGACUGGAAGUACAGGGGGGCCGACAAAGAGGGCACCUUUGAGAACUGCCAAGACCUCAAGCGACAUGAAAACGAAACCCACCGAAGAGGAGGAAACCUACAGGACUAUCGUGGAGGAGCGAGACCAGGAGCGGGAGCGGCGUUGGAAGGCAGAGCAGGCUGUGAGGAAACUAACAGAGGAUCUAAAGUGCCUGCAGACGAAGGUCAGCGAGGAAAAAGACCUCCAGAGCAUGGCCCUGCACACCACUGACAGACUGAAAGAAAUGUUGCUGAAGGAGCGAUCGGGGCGAUCUCAGCUGCAGACUCGCAUUGAGGAGCUGGAUGGGAGAUGUCAGGCUCUAACCCAACAGCUGGAGCAUGCCCGCAGCAGUGAAGAACAACACAAGAGUGUGCUGUGCAGACUGGAGGAGAGCAAGUCCCACGGUGAAGCACUCAGGGCUCGCCAGAAGGCUGAGGAGAUGAAGAGGCAGCAGGAGGUGGAGAACAAAGCAGCAGCUCUGAAGAAGGAGCUGGACAUCCAGAGAGCCUCAGUGUGUCAGCACAAAGACAAACUACAGCAGCUGCAUGAACUCUUAGCAUGCAGAGAACAAGAGCACAGAAAACAGCUGGAGUUGCGGUUGCAGCCCGGUGGGGCAGAUUUCCGUGAGGCGGUAGAGAGAGAAGUUGCAUCAGUGGAACGUAGACACGGCCACAGGGAGGCGGAGCUUCAGGAGAUACUGGGGGAGGGCAGGAAGAAAUAUGCUGCUCUGGAGGAUGAGUUCCGCAUGGCGCUAACCAUUGAAGCAGCUCGCUUCUCUGAGGUACAAGAGGCUUGUGAUCAGAUGACAGCUGAGCUUGUGGGGGUCAAGGCGACCCUCACAAAGUCCCGGGAGAGGGAGAAGAAAUCAGGCUCCCUGGUGCAGGAGCUCACAGUCGUGGUCAGAGAACAGAAGAGCCGCAUAUCUGAACUCAUCAAAGCAAAGAGAGAUGCUGUCACUGAUCUAAAGAGUCGUCUGCAUUCACUGGAAGCUGAAGUGGAGCAGGACCGCCGUCUGGGCCUGCAGCUUGAGCUGCUGAAGAAAGACAAGUCUCGACUGCUGUCUCAGCUCACAGCUCAGGAGUCGGUGAUAGACGGCCUGAGAGCAGAGAGGAGGAUCUGGGGCCAGGAGCUCGCUCAGCAAGGAGCAUCCUUGGCUCAAGAUCGUGGACGCCUGGAGGCCAGGAUUGAGGUGCUGAGCACUGACUUGGAGACUCAGAAGAAACAGAAUGAGAGGGAGUAUGAUGCCUUAAAAAUCAAAUCGAAGAUCAUUGAUGACCAGACAGAGACCAUUCGCAAACUCAAAGAGGCCCUGCAGGAGCGUGACGAUCAGAUCCGCAGGCUGCGAGAGGAAUUGGUCCAGGCUCAGAAAAGCUUCCAGCAGCGGCUUGAGGAUGAAACAUCUCAACAGACUGAGCUGAGGGAGAAAGUGGAGCAUCUGAGCCUACGCAAAGAGGAGCUGAAACAGCAGCUUGAGGACAGGGAGGCUCAGCUUGAGGAAGUCAAAAAAAUUUACAGUGAUUCCAGUAAGAAGUGGCAGGAGAAAGCAGAGCUGCUCACUCGACUGGAGAGCCAAGUGAAGCGCAUGAAGGACAACUUUGAUUCCAAGGAACGAUUGCUCCUGGAGGACAGAGACAGAGCAACAGAGGCACACAAAUCUGUGGUGGAGAAGUUACACUGUGUUGAUGAUGCAUUUCGAAGACAGCUAGAAUCUUGCCAGGCUACUCAUCAAGCUGAACUGCUACGGCAGGCAAAUGAAAAGCAGAAACAGAUUGAACAAGCCAAGCAAAAGGUAUUUGAAGUGGAGGAGGAAAUGCGUCAGCUGCUGGAGGAGACAGAAGCUAACAAGAGAAUCGUGGAAGAGAAAAUGAGACGUCUCACAAGUGUAUUAAAAGACUUCUGAUACCCGAUAUUCUUUGGAGCCAUGGCAGUGUGCACAUUGGAACAAUACAACAUAGUUGUAGACAUAGGACUGUAUAUUAACCUUUUUUUAUUUUAGUAUUUUCAGAUGUAAUUAAUAAAUUCCAUUGAGAAUA
Messenger RNA from Notolabrus celidotus (New Zealand spotty), 3849 nucleotides. RefSeq names its product leucine rich repeat and coiled-coil centrosomal protein 1 (gene lrrcc1). Gene Ontology annotation, molecular function: protein binding. Lineage: Eukaryota; Metazoa; Chordata; Actinopteri; Labriformes; Labridae. Gene Ontology annotation, cellular component: centrosome; cytoplasm. The transcript has 19 exons. The coding region runs from base 675 to 3716 and encodes 1013 amino acids. The record is from RefSeq and is a predicted model, not a curated record.